Xenopus laevis (African clawed frog) is the source of this 1367-nucleotide messenger RNA. RefSeq lists its product as uncharacterized. NCBI's taxonomy places the organism in Eukaryota, Metazoa, Chordata, Amphibia, Anura, Pipidae. The record is from RefSeq and is a predicted model, not a curated record. The transcript is spliced from 6 exons. The coding region runs from base 305 to 1036 and encodes 243 amino acids.
UAUUUAAUAUAGCAACAAGAAAAAGCUUCUCUUCUAAAGAGCUUGCAGUCACAUUUGAAUUCCACCCAAAGUGGUUUAAGUCAUUAGGGACAAUUUAGGGGGUGGAUAAAAGAAGAGGAUGGUAUUUUGUCUGGAUUUGGGGGAGGUGAGAAAAAUGUGGGGAGGGAGCAAGCUCUAUUAAUAUUGGGUUCUUUUGAAGCUGAGCAGAUAUCUUUCUACAUAUUCUAAACUGCCUCUCGUGCCUGUGUCUGCCCUGUUUUUUUACCAUUUUAUUCUCUAGUAGCAACUCUAGCAUACUUACAGUAUGUCAUCUUCACAAAGGCUUGUCUUGGUUCUUGGAGGAGCUGGCACUGUGGGCUCAGGGAUUGUGAAAUGUCUUUUGCAGAAAGGCUUCCGAGUGGCUGUUAUUUCAAGGGAUACAUCAAGACUGGAGAAGAUGAAGAGUUUUGUGCCAGAUUCAUGCAAAGACAAUCUCUAUACUUUGCUUGGAGAUGUGGGUUCUGAGGAAGGGGCACAAGAGGCAGCAGCAACUUUGCUCAGUCGAGUAGGAAAGGUAACAGAUGUGGUGUCCUCACUGGGGUUCAGCUGGUGGCAGGGGGGCCCUCCACACAUGCAGUCAUUGCAGGAACUGCAAAAGGUGCUGGAGACCCUGCUGCUCAGUACAUUCACUGCCUGGAAAGCUUUCUUCCCUCUAGUGAAGGAUGAGCUAGAAGGCACCUAUACCUUCAUUACAGGGGGAGCUGGAGAACGCCUGCUGAUGCCAGGCACAGGAUUCCUAACUUUGGGUGCAGCAGGAGCCCUGGCCUUUUCCCAGGUUGUCCGUGAGGAAUAUCCAGAUGUUCCAUGUAAACUAAAUGAGAUAAAGAUCAACAUGGGGGUGGCCAAACCAGAACGCCUCGGCCCUGGAUAUGUUAGUCAUCUGGAGGUUGGAGAAGCCAUAGCAACGGUAGUAGAGAAAAAGAGAGUGUCGCAUACUGUAUUAUGUGUCAACUCUACCACAGACCUCAAGACUCUCAUCUUGGAAGGAAAGCUUUAGGAUAUGGGACAAAUUCGACAUUAAGAUAUUGGUAAUAAUCACCCUGGCUAAAUCCCCCCCCCACUCUCUCAAUGUGAGAACUUCAGCUGCAACGACCAGUACAUCAUACAUUCUUCUAUGAACUCCACGAAAUGACCCCAGUGUAUACAAAUCUGGUUAAACGACAGUCCCAAUUACAUUCAGAGAGAAUAUUUAACAGAUAUUACACCUACCUCCUCUUUAAAAAAAGAGUACUUAAAGGACUGUACAGUCUCUAGCUACAGCAACUGCUUGUUAUUCAGCCUUUCUGAGAACACAAUGGGGUAUAUAUAUAUAUAUAUAUAUAUAUAUA